Xiphophorus hellerii (green swordtail) is the source of this 1674-nucleotide messenger RNA. Its product is annotated as transmembrane channel-like protein 6. The coding region runs from base 1 to 888 and encodes 295 amino acids. The transcript has 8 exons. NCBI's taxonomy places the organism in Eukaryota, Metazoa, Chordata, Actinopteri, Cyprinodontiformes, Poeciliidae. Gene Ontology annotation, cellular component: plasma membrane. Gene Ontology annotation, molecular function: mechanosensitive monoatomic ion channel activity. The record is from RefSeq and is a predicted model, not a curated record.
AUGGUGUCUGGCUUCAACCUGCUGCUGCGUGAGAUCUUCGAGUUCUGUGCUUGGAUGGAGAAGCAUAACUCGGCCAUCACACGUGUUUAUGUCUCCAUCUUCAGGAACCUGCUGCUGAAGAUCAGCAUUGUUGGCAUACUGUGUUACCACUGGCUUGGAAAAAUUGCUGUGGAACAAGACCCUCAAGUUUCAAAGUGCUGGGAGAAUUUUGUGGGGCAGGAACUUUAUCGCCUGCUCCUGAUGGACUUCAUCUUUACAGUGCUUUACACUUUUCUAGGCGAGUUUGUAUGGAGGAUUUUCUCCAAAAAAAUAUUAAGAAAGAACAGAAAGCCAGUGUUUGACAUUGCUCGAAAUGUUCUGGAACUCGUAUAUGGACAAAUGCUGACUUGGCUUGGGGUGUUGUUUGCUCCUCUCCUCCCCGCUGUCCAAAUUGCAAAACUGUUUGUGCUGUUUUACAUGAAGAAGAACAGCCUGAUGCUCAACUGUGAGGCAUCUAAAAAGCCCUGGAGGGCAACUCACAUGACAACAGCAUUCAUUACUCUCUUGUUCUUCCCCUCAUUUCUUGGUGCUGCUGUUUUUGUUGCAUAUACAGUUUGGAUAAUCAAACCAUCAUCAGGAUGUGGCCCUUUCAGGAACCUAACCAGUAUGUUGGAAUCCGUGAAGCUGUGGGCUGAGAGGAUGAAGGACCAUCACCAAAUUCUUUCUUGGCUCAUUCGAGCUUACAAUGCUUUCACAGAUAACCCGAUCUUGUUCAUGCCCUCUGGCCUAUUUCUACUGUUGAUAUAUUUCCGUAUUCAGGUAGUAGAUGGCCAAAGGAGAAUCAUCAGACGGUUAGAAAAGCAAAUUGAUGAUGUAAGUGAAACCCUACUUUGGUCUAGACUAGAGUAAGUAAAACCUGACCAGCGUGUUGGAGUCUGAGAAAAACAAAAGAAAGAAAACAAUAUAUUUUCCUUUCACUUCACCAUUAUGAGCUAUUUUGUGUUGAUCCAUCUCAUAAAUCUCAGCAAAGGGAUUUGUUGGAAGCAAAUUGACAAUGUAAGUUAAGCCUUGCUUUUAAUCUAGUUUCAGCCUAGAUUAAAAGACUGAAACUAUUUUUUGAAAAUAUUAGUCUUGGAUUUUAACAUUGAAUUCCUAGGUGUAUUUUAGCCCAACAUUUGGAGACUUUAGUUUGUGAAAAAUGCAAGACACCAGUAAAAUGUGAGUUGACCUAAAUAUUGUUUUCUCUGUAUUCAGGAAGGUAAAGACAAAAAAUUCCUCAUCACCCAACUGCAGUAUUGGUAUGAGGAAAAUAAUCCAAAUUCUAGUAAGAGACAAAGGUGAACUGGGUUCACUUCCUUCUCGGAAACCUUUCUGGUAAUUGCAGCACCCAUCAUUACUAAAGAAAUGGCAAAUUGCACUAAAGUGUAUGAAUAGUGUUAUCAGCACUGAGAUGUCUAGACACUGAGAACUUCCCUCAUAAAUGCCAUAGAAAAAACCCCCAGGAAAAGCAGCAACACGCUUUGUGAAGUUUUGAUAUACUUUGUGAUAUUUGAUUAAUUUACAACAGGUUGAACUCUUCUGCAUCCAUUGACUAUUCUAAAUAAAAUACUUUGUAUACUAUGUAAUUUUAGAUUCACUUUAAAGUUUUUGUUUGUGAAAUGCAAAAAUAAAAUUUUACCGCAUAUUAUAAUUCUC